GUUAACAAGAAGAUAGAAGUAGAGCCACGAACCGUCCACGGAGGAUGAGUUGGUGACAACAUUAUCUGGCGAUUGAAUUGGUCUCCACACUAUAAACAAUUCAAUAGUUUAUCUGAGAUGGGCUCUCAGAUUUUCAAAAUCUCACCAUUCACUUCUUGUAGAACCCUAAUUUUCAAUCCCACCCCCGUCUCUCGAUUAUUGGCAAUUUCAGUACCCAACAGUCUCUGCAAAACCCAAUUCAUACACCAGACCUCAAAACCCAUCAAUCACAAAAUUUCAUCAUCUGGGUUUGGUGGGUUGUCUCUCCGGAGUAAGAGAAGCUUCAGAGGUGGGAUUGUAGCUAUGGCCGCAUCUGGUCCGGUUCAGAAAUCAGAUGAGGAUUGGCGUGCGGUUCUCUCUCCCGAGCAGUUUCGAAUUCUGAGGCAGAAAGGAACAGAGUACCCAGGCACGGGAGAGUAUGACAAGUUCUUUGGUGAGGGAGUCUACAACUGUGCAGGAUGCGGUACUCCUCUCUACAGGUCCACUACUAAAUUUAACUCCGGUUGUGGUUGGCCAGCUUUCUAUGAGGGUCUUCCCGGAGCAAUAAAUCGCACCGUGGACCCAGAUGGAAUGAGGAUUGAAAUUACAUGUGCCGCUUGUGGUGGGCAUCUAGGUCAUGUAUUUAAAGGAGAAGGGUUCCCUACUCCAACGAAUGAACGUCAUUGUGUUAAUAGUAUUUCACUCAAGUUUCUUCCUGCAGAAUCUUCUCCUUCUCAGUGAAGGUUACGGUAAUGGUAUCUUCAUUCUUUGUGUCUAGAACUUGGUAAUGUCCUUGGAAUAAGACUGAUACUGUGGGGUUUCCUGGUAUGGGUUGAAUUCUAGGUUUGUCACCUUGCUGGUAUAGCUUAUACCUGCUUAGCAACCUUACUAAUAAGGGGGUUUCUGCUUACCAUUGUCAUCUUCAUCUGUCAAGUUUCAAAUUCUUGUAUAAUGUCAGAAAAGUGCUUACUGUGUGUUAUUUGUAUGUUCUCUCGUAAAAAAAAAUAUCAGGACAAUUUCUGUUGGCUAAAGGAUGAAGACGAUUUUUAGGAGGCAUGAAUAAAGUUAUGGUAAAAAUGUGGGUGUUUUUAGUGGUAAAUCAUGAAUUGUUUCUAA
Messenger RNA from Cornus florida, 1134 nucleotides. Its product is annotated as peptide methionine sulfoxide reductase B5-like. NCBI's taxonomy places the organism in Eukaryota, Viridiplantae, Streptophyta, Magnoliopsida, Cornales, Cornaceae. The coding region runs from base 118 to 759 and encodes 213 amino acids. Gene Ontology annotation, molecular function: peptide-methionine (R)-S-oxide reductase activity. Gene Ontology annotation, biological process: response to oxidative stress; protein repair. The transcript is spliced from 3 exons. The record is from RefSeq and is a predicted model, not a curated record.